AUGAGCAUCGCCGCCAGAAGACCUGAGGGUCCCGUCCUCUCAGACCAUGCAUUGCGACACGACGCUUCCAACGACAAGGGUCAAGUGAGUGUGAUUGUGGACUCAAUCCCAUCGCGUACCUCGUCCAUCUCCUCCUACAAGACCAAUUAUACCGUCUCCACAACACCCACCACGGUCUAUUCUCCCUCCUCGCCCUCUUCGUCGUGCCGCCAAUUCGACUCGAUUGGCUCGGUCUCAGAAUGCAUCAUCCCCGUACAACGUCGAAUCCCGCAGGAAGUAUACGAUGUCAUUCUAGCAAAUCUCGAGAUAAUGCACACAGCCCCACAUCAAACUGGCUGUACGACGUGUUUCCAGCGCGACUUGCAUGCGCUGUCCCUGACCUGCCGCGCCUGGGAGCGCGCAGUCAGACCAAGACUUUAUACUCGAAUCCACAUUGUUGGGAAUGAUUCACCCGCACAAUUGAAGAAGCACCGUCUCAAAAGGGGCAGUCGGCUGAAACUACUGCGUCGGACGCUGCGCGAAAGACUCAUGCUCGCCAAUCUCGUGCGCGACCUUCGGGUGCCCCAGAUGGAGUUGCUUCUCACGAACGCCAAGCAGAGUACCUAUUGGCAGGAAUAUCGGGAUCUCGUCGCAUCGGUGGUCAUGGUCUGUCCCAACCUGGAGCGCCUGCUGGGCUUGUCCUUUGCCUAUCACCACGAAUUCGACCGACUCACCCACGCGCUCUCCACGCGAAAGCGACUCAAGGAGCAUAUCUGGGUGCUGGGAGAGGCUGCUGAGGUUUCAGAAAUGUCGCCUCGUAGCACCUCGUGUCCCGGUAGUCUGGGUCCGUCUCAGAUGUUUGAGUUUCUUAAUUACCAUGUUUCAUGGACCAACCUGGAGACCUUGAUGCUGUAUGGGCUCGACGGUAACGGCGCCCUGGAGCCCAGCAUCUUUUUGCGCACCUUGGAUCUUCUCCCGGCGCUCAAGCAUCUUUGCAUUACCUCAUUCAGUGAAGAUGCCUUUGCGGACACCACCCUGCUGUGUCUUCCUCCCUUGGAAUCUCUUCGUCUCGAAAACCUGCCCGGUGUCACAGACCGUGGUCUCGUGCAAUACACCUCUCGUCCCGAAUCCCGCUCCCUCAAGUCCUUGGUUUUGGUGGAACAGAAUGUGGAGUCGCUGCUGGUCAUCUCCAAAAUCCUGUCCUCUCUGACAGAUCUGCGACGCUUCAAAUUCGUGCAAUCCGAAAAAUGCCCCCUCAUGCCGGACUCGGACAUGGUGUUGCAGCCCAUUCUCGCCUCACCCACAUUGCAAUACCUUCAUUGGGAUGUGGCCUGUCCAGACCCGGGAACCGCGCUGACCCAGCUGGACUCGCGACCCUUUCAGCACCCUCUCAAACAAUCCAAUACCCCCAACUCCCACCUCGCUCAGAGCAUCUUAUCCGCCGGAUUCCCGUGCCUGGAAACCUUGCGAGCUCCCAACGAUGUGGAGCCUCCAGGGGUGCUGCAGGCUUCCUGUCGUCCGAUUAUCCGAGGUCAAGCUCUGCUGCGACCGGAUCGGUUGAGUCUGCCACGGAGCUCACAUGGUUCCGUCAGCACUCGGCCCCUGGCUCUACCGUCUGGAAACAACCUGACCUCAUCUCGCAUUCGAGCCCAGACUUUCAUCGACAUGGCAGCCAAGGAUUCCGAAAGCGGCAUGCCCGUGUUGAUUCAAGAUUACUCGGACGACUACAUCCCAGACAACGCGGCAGCGUCCUCAUUCGAAGACGACCAAGAACAGGAGAUGGAUGACUUUGGUAUCUGGGCGGCAGCCGAGCGAUACCGCAAUGCACCUCCGAAGCACUCCGGCCCGAAGACGGUGUAUGAGUUCCACAUGCCUGCCUUCAUGGGUCGCUCUGGAUUGAGAGAUCCCGCCACGGGUGCCUCGAUCCCCAACUUCCUCCUCCGCCCAGACAUCCCGGGGCAGGAAUCGGACGGUGGGCUGGUCGGGUGGAAGCACCUGCUCUCGUGUAAUCAGUCGCUUUCCUUUGCCGCUGGGAGUGGCUCUCUGUGUUUUGAUUCCCAGAAAAACACACCCACCUCACCCCCCGUCGACGAAUUCACUUCUCCCUCCUCGAUCGCCUCGCGAUUUGCCUGGGGUAGUCUGGGUAGUCGCUCGUCUGUCGCUCCGACGACGCCCACGACGCCCAUCACGCCCAUGACCUUCACCUCAUCCCAUGCAUUGCCCUGGGACAAAGACACCUGCACUGGCUCUUGGAAUCAUAAAACAGGCCGAGACUGGUGGUUUCAUAUGGAGCGGGACCGUCCCGGAAACACUGAAUUGAUCAGUGCCUCGCAGCUUUUCUAA
Messenger RNA from Penicillium diatomitis, 2322 nucleotides. RefSeq lists its product as uncharacterized. The record is from RefSeq and is a predicted model, not a curated record. Bases 1 to 2322 code for a protein of 773 amino acids. The transcript has 2 exons. Lineage: Eukaryota; Fungi; Ascomycota; Eurotiomycetes; Eurotiales; Aspergillaceae.